Messenger RNA from Polyodon spathula (Mississippi paddlefish), 2351 nucleotides. RefSeq names its product MAM and LDL-receptor class A domain-containing protein 1-like. The transcript is spliced from 11 exons. Gene Ontology annotation, cellular component: membrane. Lineage: Eukaryota; Metazoa; Chordata; Actinopteri; Acipenseriformes; Polyodontidae. The record is from RefSeq and is a predicted model, not a curated record. Bases 279 to 2351 code for a protein of 690 amino acids.
UCUAGCUCUUAAAUUGCUUUUUAAACUCUGUACACAGCGCCACCUGGCUUUUAAAUAGCCAUUUUCAUUUUGCUAAAUGGACUUGUGCUCUACUUAUCACGUGUUAAAUUGAUGUAGUCUGACUUGUAGCUUUUAAUCCUUUGUGUGUUUGCUUGGUGGAAUUCAGCUCUAUUUGCUAGAAUCUCACUGCUAGUCUUGCUUGUUCUGUUUCAGUUUUUGGAGCCCAUAUUGAGCACACAGACUUGGGGCGCUCCAGGGCUGCAGUUGUGUCCAGGGCAAUGAAUGAAAGCAAUGAUGAUAUCCUUCAGAUCAAUGGAGAUGGCAAGAACACUGACUCCCAUCUUUUGUUGGAAAAGCCACUGAGAAAAUCUCAGAGGGAUGUUGUGCAGCUUGGCACCUCUGCAGCUACUCCAGUCUCUGCAUCUGGCAAAGAGACCACUGGCACCGCCUCCACCACUCUGGUCUCAGCCUCGCCCGCUUCUAGUACUCUGGUCUCGCAGGCCUCCAGCCAAGCAGACUUGUCUGUUCAUACUUCUACAAGAUAUGACCAGACCACUCUCCAGGCCAGUGAGGUCACCCAGUCUCUGCCUCCCACACCCUCCCCUCGACCUGCCUCUCUGUUCUGUGACUUUGAGCUUGACCUGUGUGGCUGGGAGAACUGCCGCAGCGGGGACUUCAACUGGCUACUAAGGAGGGAGAGGCCGGCUGAGUUUGAGACCCAGACUCUGCCUGAUGGCCAUGCCAACUGCCGCAACUUUGCAGGGCAGUACCUGUACAUGGAGGCAGUGUAUCCCAGGGAGAGUGGUCAGACUGCAGUCCUCAUCAGCCCAGCCUUCAAAGGACCCAAGUGCCUCUCCUUCUGGUACAGCCUGCUAGGAGAUGGUGUGGAAGCUAUCGCUGUAUAUGUGCAGUAUGUGAGCUCUCCAGACAGCUGGCACAAGCUGUGGUCUGCUAGUGGUGCCAUGCCCAGGAAGUGGUACUUUCAGCAACUGGAUCUGUUUGUCAAGGCUGAGGAGGAGUACCAGAUUCUGCUGGAGGGAACCAUCCGCAACAACUACUGUGGUGACGCUGCAAUAGAUGACCUGUCUGUCUCGGAGACCCUCUGCAUGCCUCUCCAGAAGAGGAUCCACAGGCGCCGUGAGCUGCCAGCUACCCCAGCACCUGAAGGGAGUCCCUCUGUCUCCAUUGCCCCAGUGCUGCCCCCUCCAGAGGUGCUGGAGACGCUGUUCUGUGACUUUGAGAAGGGGCUGUGUGGCUGGUCCCAGUGUACCAGUGAUGAGUUUGACUGGGAGCUUCACCAAGAGAGACUGCCUCCCCUGCUCAGUGCCAUGCAGCCAGACUCCCUGGGGAGGUGUCACAACUUGGAAGGGCAGUACCUGUACAUGGAGGCAGUGUAUCCCAGGGAGAGUGGUCAGACUGCAGUCCUCAUCAGCCCAGCCUUCAAAGGACCCAAGUGCCUCUCCUUCUGGUACAGCCUGCUAGGAGAUGGUGUGGAAGCUAUCGCUGUAUAUGUGCAGUAUGUGAGCUCUCCAGACAGCUGGCACAAGCUGUGGUCUGCUAGUGGUGCCAUGCCCAGGAAGUGGUACUUUCAGCAACUGGAUCUGUUUGUCAAGGCUGAGGAGGAGUACCAGAUUCUGCUGGAGGGAACCAUCCACAACAACUACUGUGGUGAUGCUGCAAUAGAUGACCUGUCUGUCUCGGAGACCCUUUGCAUGCCUUUCCAGAAGAGGCUCCACAGGCGCCGUGAGCUGCCAGCUACCCCAGCACCUGAAGGGAGUCCCUCUGUCUCCAUUGCCCCAGUGCUGCCCCCUCCAGAGGUGCUGGAGACGCUGUUCUGUGACUUUGAGAAGGGGCUGUGCGGCUGGUCCCAGUGUACCAGUGAUGAGUUUGACUGGGAGCUUCACCAAGAGAGACUGCCUCCCCUGCUCGGUGCCAUGCAGCCAGACUCCCUGGGGAAGUGUCGCAACUUGGAAGGGCAGUACCUGUACAUGGAGGCAGCAUAUCCCAGGGAGAGUGGUCAGACUGCAGUCCUCAUCAGCCCAGCCUUCAAGGGACCCAAGUGCCUCUCCUUCUGGUACAGUCUGUUUGGAGAUGGUGUGGGUUCUCUCAAUGUGUACGUGCAGUAUGUGAGCACAGCUGGUAUCUGGCACAAGCUCUGGUCAGUCAGUGGGAACAAGAGCAGGAAGUGGCACCUGGCUGAACUGGAACUGUUUGUGGAUCCUAACGAGACAUUCCAGAUGAUUCUGCAGGGGACCAUUGGAAAUCUCUGUGGGGAUGUAGCUGUUGAUGACGUAUUUGUGACGGGACACCACUGUAGCAAAGAACAACACGCCCCCUGCUGGAAAGACUAA